This is a messenger RNA of Erigeron canadensis, 1654 nucleotides long. Its product is annotated as N-glycosylase/DNA lyase OGG1. Gene Ontology annotation, cellular component: nucleus. Gene Ontology annotation, biological process: nucleotide-excision repair; base-excision repair; base-excision repair, AP site formation. The coding region runs from base 51 to 1178 and encodes 375 amino acids. The transcript is spliced from 5 exons. Gene Ontology annotation, molecular function: 8-oxo-7,8-dihydroguanine DNA N-glycosylase activity; damaged DNA binding. Lineage: Eukaryota; Viridiplantae; Streptophyta; Magnoliopsida; Asterales; Asteraceae. The record is from RefSeq and is a predicted model, not a curated record.
CCAAGCCAUUUUCGCGACAAUCAUUCAACCAUAAUUCCAAAUUUCCAACCAUGAAAAGACACCGUCCCCUGCCAUCACGAAGCACCUCCGCCGGAACCCCAAAACCCACCACCACCAUAACCACAUUUUACACUUCCAAAAAACCCAAUCUUUCAACCCUUAAAACCUCUUCACAAAACACUAAUAAUAAUUGGGUCCCUUUAAAUCUUAACAAAUCAGAACUUAAUUUACCCUUAACAUUCCCAACUGGCCAAACAUUCAGAUGGAAACAAACAACCCCAUCUCAAUUCACAGGCGUAAUUGGGUCCCACCUCAUUUCUCUCAAACAAGUUCAAGAUUUUUCAUGUCAAAACGACGUCGUUUUGUACUGCUUUCACAAUUCUAAUAACAAAUCUGCUGCUAAAUCAGCUUUGCUUGAUUUUUUGAACAUGGGUAUCUGUUUACAGGACUUAUGGGUCGGGUUUUCGGGUUGUGACCCGAGGUUUGCUGACCUGGCAGUGAGUUUGAGUGGUGCUAGAGUGUUGAGACAGGACCCACUUGAGUGUUUGAUUCAGUUUAUUUGUAGUAGUAAUAAUAAUAUUAAGAGGAUUACUCAAAUGGUUGAUUUUGUUUCUUCUUUAGGCAAGUUUUUGGGGUGUGUUGAAGGGGUUGAGUUUUAUGAGUUUCCGAGUUUGGAUCGGUUGUCGGAAGUCUCGGAAGAUGAGUUUCGAAAAGCUGGGUUUGGGUACAGAGCCAAGUACAUUACCGGCACUGUAAAAGUGCUGCAAUCAAAACCAGGUGGAGGUGUAGAGUGGCUUGCAUCUCUUCGAAAGUUGGAUCUUCAAAGUGUGAUUGAGGCUCUAAUUACACUACCUGGUGUCGGUCCGAAAGUUGCAGCAUGCAUAGCUUUGUUCUCUCUAGAUCAACAUCAUGCUGUUCCUGUUGAUACACAUGUCUGGAAGAUUGCUACCAAAUACCUACUUCCUGAGCUGGCUGGCGCACGUCUGACACCCAAGCUUUGCAGCCGUGUGGCUGAUGCAUUUGUGGAAAAAUAUGGGAAAUAUGCUGGUUGGGCUCAAACUCUUCUUUUCAUUGCGGAAUUACCUUCACAAAAGGCGCUUCUUCAGUCUUUAAGUAAUGAAACGAAGGAGGUAGCAGGAGACUUAAAUCCAAAAACCGAAAAAGUUCUUAACUUCUAGGUGGCUGUAUAUUCCUCCGGUAAACGUCUGGAAGCGCCAUCUUCUGCAUACUUUGGAUUCAUGAUUGAAGGAACUUUGAAGAUAACUUUGAACACCGAGAGUUUGUCAUGUUUUUCCAUAUUGAAAUGCAGAUCUGUGGGUUAGAUGGUAUCAAGAUUUGUGAUUACACCAAAAGAGGGAAUGAUCAAGGUAAUAUAUAAUGUUGACUUGGGCAUAGUGCAUUGAAAUUUAAUGAAGAGCUGAAACUAUGCAAUUGAAGUGGAAUUGAGACUUCAUUGUAUUACAUGGCUUUUGUUUAUCUAAUUUUGUAAUGUAUUAAUCUGUAACAAGUCGAAGAUUGAAAUGAAUUUUUUACUUAUUUGUGGAUUGGUAGAUUUUGGUCAUCUUUUAUCUGUCACGGGUCAAAAGAAGCAGGUCUGUAGCUUGUAGGUUUCUGUUUGGUGAUCGUAAUCUAGACUUCAAGUAUCUUUGAGUAA